GCUCGGCGCCCACCGCCCAUUGAGGCGCGCGCAGAGAGAGACGCGGACGGAGGGGCUGCGAGCGCCUGCUCGGGGCUGGUCUGGCGCUGCCACCCGCGGCACAAAGGAGAGCGGCGGCAGCAAGAGCGGGAGGAGGUGCAGGAGGCUUCGUGCACGGUGCAUACGGCCCCGCUCGGAGAUGUCGGGGGUGCUGGUGAUCGCUGCCUGGUGCUUCCUGCAAGUGGAGAGCCGGCAUCCCGAAAUCCUCACGAGUAACGGCAAUCACGGCAGUUUUCUGGACAACGACAAAUGGCUCAGCACCGUCUCGCAGUACGAUAAAGACAAGUAUUGGAACAAAUUCAGGGAUGAUGAUUAUUUCAGAAACUGGAAUCCAAACAAGCCUUUUGAUCAAGCCCUUGAUCCAUCCAAAGACCCAUGUUUGAAGGUGAAGUGCAGCCCGCAUAAAGUGUGUGUCACUCAUGACUAUGAAACUGCUAUUUGUGUAAGCCGCAAGCAGCUGGUACACAGCCUUCGACAAAAGAAAGGAAACUUGGCCCAGAAGCACUGGACUGGCCCAGCGAACAUAGUGAAAUGCAAGCCUUGCCCCCUGACGCAUGCCAGCGCCGUCUGUGGAUCUGAUGGGCAUACGUAUACUACCAAGUGCAAGCUGGAGUUUCAUGCAUGUACUUCUGGCAAAAGCAUCACAGCUCGAUGUGAAGGGCCCUGCCCCUGCCUUCCAGGACCUGAAAGUUUGAAACACAAGACAGAGAAGACAGCUUGCACAGACAAAGAAUUGAGAAAUCUCGCAUCGCGACUAAAAGACUGGUUCGGUGCUCUUCAUGAGGACGCAAAUCGUGUCAUCAAACCAACAAGCUCGGAGACGGCACAAGGCAGAUUUGACACCAGCAUACUACCAAUCUGUAAGGAUUCCUUAGGCUGGAUGUUCAACAAACUUGACAUGAACUAUGACCUGCUGCUGGAUCCAUCGGAGAUCAGUGCCAUUUAUCUGGAUAAGUACGAGCCAUGCGUCAAGCCUCUCUUCAACUCUUGCGACUCCUUCAAAGAUGGAAAGCUUUCGAACAACGAGUGGUGCUACUGCUUCCAGAAGCCAGGCGGUCUUCCUUGCCAGAAUGAAAUGAAUAGAAUUCAAAAGCUAAGUAGAGGGAAGAGUCUGUUGGGUGCUUUCAUCCCGCGGUGCAAUGAAGAAGGUUAUUACAAAGCCACUCAGUGCCAUGGCAGCACAGGGCAGUGCUGGUGUGUUGAUAAGUACGGGAACGAGAUAGCCGGCUCAAGAAAGCAGGGGACAGUUAGUUGUGAAGAAGAGCAAGAAACCUCAGGGGAUUUUGGUAGUGGUGGAUCUGUUGUAUUGUUGGAUGAUUUGGAAGAGGAACCUGAAGCAGCAAAAAAAGACAAAGAUGGGAAACUGAAGAUUCACGUAAGAGCAGCUAAUGAAGACGAUGAAGAUGAAGAUGAUGAUAAGGAUGAUGAAAUUGGUUAUAUAUGGUAGUGCCCAUCAUAAUGAGGACUCACGUUUUGCACAAUACUGCAAGUCACAUCAUAUCUCUGCAAUUGUAUCUGAGAGUACCUGGCACAAAUAUUCCCUCUCUACUGAGUUUAAUUUUGUAUCGUCUGUUUAAUUUGGAAGACAACUUUUUUUUUCCAGCAAGGACUGUUUGGAAUACAGCUUUUGUUUGGUUGGUUUGGAGGAUUUUUGUUCUACCCACAGGGGCAAUGAGUUGUGUUGCAAAAGCAUUUCAUGUCUUAAUCCUCACUGGCACAGCUUAUGAAAUAUAUCCUGUGAAAGAAUCACUACAGAAAGGGGCUCAACAAAACAGUACAAAGCUUAGAAUCCCUUCUCGUGUUAUCAACCGUAGAGAAUUUGUGUCAUAAAUAGUUAUGUGGAUCAUACCAGAAACAUUUUUCAUGAAGAAGGAAAGUAGAUGCCUCAUUUUCCAGUCCUUAUUUGUUACAUUUUAGUAAUGUGUAUGUCUUUAUGGAUAGUGACUUCUGGCUGCCCAGCACCAGGGGUUUAAUCGAGAAAGAAACCCACUGGUGGGAUUUUCUUUUCAUUACAUUCUCUGAGAAAGAGUCCAACAGGCCUAAUCCAGCCCCCAUGGAAGGCAAAGCUCCCACCAGAGUGUAGAUCAGCUCACUGCCGCUAUUGCUUUGGUUAAGCAACACAGCCUUGACCUUGAGAGAUGCUGAAAACCUGCAGCUAUCAUGGACCGAGCCCUACAGGCAGGGAACAGCCCAUCUGCCUUUCCAAGUGUUUGAGGAAAAAGUGUUUUGUGAAUUUGUAGCAUCAUAACCGCCUCCAUAGCUGUUCCUCAGCUUCUGUCUGAGCUCAUUCGCCCUGAGUUGCCCUAACGUCACGCAGGCAACCUCUGCUUCCUGCUCACACACUGCGGAUCUGCCUGUUGUCAUUUACUCCAAGAAAUCCUUCAUUCCAAAGUUAUAAAGCUGUCAAAGACACUAACCGUCAAAAGUAAUAAGCCAUUGUUUCUUUAAUAUUUGUUUGGCCUGUUUAAAAAAGGAACUUUAGGCGGUCAUGUUUCAAAAGCCCAACCCUUUGGUCAGUGUGACAGGCUGCAUACUCGUAACACACACACAAAAUAUUAUUAAAAUACAAUCAUCUGUGAUUCCCUCAGCAUCUCCCAUGUCUUCGUUAUUCUGCAAUUGUAUUGCAGCAUAUUGACAUCAAAUUAUUUGCUGUGUCCUUUCCCGUUCCUGUUCUCUGAUGCAGGAAUGUCCUGUGGUGACCUUUUAUUAUUUUUACUGUUUUCAGAAAUGGUAAGAACUACCUUAACUCCGCUCUUGCGUGAGGAGGCAGAUGUAAGUAUUUUAGCAAUGCCUGUGGAUUACUUUACAGAAUGAAAAAAAAUGUGCUCAUUACACAGAAAACAAAUCAAAUUUUGUUUUCCUCUGGAGAUAGAAGCGGAGAAAGUACAGAGUCAAAACGUGGACAGUCACAUAUUUGCUUAAAAUCAGGAAAAUGCCAUGAUGGUUGGCAGAAGUCACUUUUCCAGGGACACCAGCCCAAGACUGUGGUCCUCGGCCCUCUCCAAAGUCCACUCCCAGGGCAGAGCCUGGCAGAGCUCUGCAGCCCCUCUCCCGCUCUGUGUAGGACCUCUGCCUUCAGACAUGAUUAGAAGUGCGAUACCAAAGAGGGAUUCCUUUCAGACAGUAUGUGUUGCAGGGGUUCAGUUGUUUUCUCUUCUUUCAUUUCCUAUUUAUCUAGAUCAGUGACCUGAGAACACAGAGCAAGCCUGAAUAAUUUUUAAUGCAGAAGGAUGUGUAGAAUUGUGAGCAAUUUGUUACGUGUUGUUUCACGCCCCUGCAUCCUCCCAAAAAUCUGCCAUCACAGUCAUUUGCAAAAGGCCUGCAAUCCUCCCUGCCUCGAAAGCCUUUUUUGAGAAAAGCUUUUGAAAAUUUCUUUUUAAAUCACUGACCGUGAGCUGCACAGCACGUGCGUACACACAAACACACGCUUUUUCUACUGGUCUCUCAUAGAAAAUGAUGCUGAAUUGCAAGAGGAACAGAUAAAACCAGCAUUUCUGUUUCCCUAAAUAGUAUAAUUUUGUGAGAAGCAAUCGAAUGCUACCAGCAGCUUGCCUCUCAAACAUCGUGGCUGGUUUCCUUCUGGUAUUUUAGUAAUGAAACCCAUAGUCUCUGGGUGUAGCUCUGCUGUCCCAUGCAGAGUUGCCACUUCACUCUCACGUAAAGCUAAGGUCAGCCAUCAAUAGAGUUACGCUUAUCCCCCUGACUGGACUCAUUCUCCACACACAACUAGGUUUUUUUCUGCAUCCAAGUGUCCCUUUGCAGCUGCUUAUCCUGGAGCUAUACACUGUGUCAAAGGCCACACAGUAAAUCCCGUCUCUUGCCCAGCAUCUCACCAGGGUAAAGCCUGUUCAUCCAAGCCCUUGCAGGUAGCUCCAGGGUCCAAGGUUACAGCCCUUCUGCGUCACAUGCAGACACACAAAAUGGUUAAAUAAAAGCCAUUAAAUUAAGUCUUUAAAAGUGAAUGUGGGCAUCCUUCAGCUUACGUGAGCAGACGUGCCACCACCAUCCAUUUCUCAAUACCACUGACCCUCUCCUAGCUGAAAUCUCUUGCAUGUGACUAUUCCAGAGCUGGCGGGCUUUAUAUCUCAAGCUGUAAAACAAACACCGAGUUCUCAGACUCACCAGCUCAAAUAUACCGUGGCUACCAGUCAAACCGCAGCACAGCCAGGCAGGAGGGCAGAUGACUUGCUGGUUCAGCUGACUUCUGGCAGCACAAUUACCUUUGCAUAGAAAGAAAACAAAGCAAAUGCAUGUGCACACACACACGCACACACCCCCUCACCCUUUUAAGCCCACUGGCCUGGAUUCAAGAGGACACCUCUAGCCAGGCGAACAUUCUGUCGCCUACUGCAGUUGUUCGAAUGUUCUUCUGAAUCAGGGUCAGCGUUGGGAAAAUAUCAUUUUAUGGACCGUCUCGGUCUGACUAGCUCAGACCACACGAGAGUUUAAAGGUGUGGUGUCGCAGCCUUGUCAGGAACAGGGCAGACCUUGUCGUGCUUGAGAGGGCAGCUCAGACUAUGGAUUGCUUCAAGAGCAAGUUUUCCAAAUCUUACAACGCUAUUUAACAAAUCCUUUUUGUGAUCCAGUCAUCCUCCAGAGGCUGAGGGAUCUGCAGCCUAUGUAUACACAUGUGUCUGUGUGUAUAUAUGCAUUUAUACACGUGUGUGUGAUUUGGCAGAUGCAUUAAGAAAGUGUUUCAUUUCUUUAAAAGAAACCAAGAACCAGUGCUCUUCCAGAUCAAGCCACUUCCAUUCUUCACGCUUUGUAAAGGAUUUAAUUUGCUUCCAGCUUAAUUUAAUUCCUUUUUUCUUUUUUUUUUUAAAGCAGGAUUUCCCAUCUGCAUCAAGUCAUUGACCUUCCAAACAUUUUCUCGUUGUGAAAAAUGGAAUCAGAGCUGUCCCAUUCUUUUAGAGACACAAACCAAUUUUUAAUCUCAUUUUCUUUUCAUGUUAGCGACUAUGAAAUAUACUAUUAGGCAUUGCUUUAUGUUUCAAGGUGUCCUUUUAACUACUGUGGUUAAAUCAAAAUCUCCUUGAGUUCAGAUUUCAGCACAAUUGGGGUUUCGGGGUCAUUACUGGCCUUUGCUGUGAGAAUGCUUUUCUUUUUCUUUGCCUUUUUUUUAAGCUAUUCUGUACUAUUAUUUUAAACCAUUUGAAAUGUUUAUUUAAUAUUUAUUCUACAGUUUAUAUUGAAAAUGUAAAGUUUAUAUUUAACACAAACCUGUUAGUGAAUGCUUCUCUUUGCCUCUCCAGCCUCGUCUGUUAGUCUCAGUGUACAUUUCUGGCAUGGAAACAUUUUGAUAUUAGAAGUUUUGUAGCAUUUUUUCCCCUCAAGCAGAAAAUGACAUAGAUCUAAGGUCACCACUUGAUAGAGACCACCAGAUUGCUCAAGCUUAGCUUCCUACAUUUGUUGGCUUUUAUUGCAGUCCUUUCUGUAUGCCAUUCAGGUUCAUUUAAUACAUAGACUGCUUUGUACAGUUACUAUACAUCAAAAAGCCCUUUCUACAGUAGGUGGGUUUUGGUCUUUUUAUACUUUUCUCAAUGCUGUUGAUGUCCAUUAUUGUUAAAUGCGUAGAUCUGUAAGGAAAGAUCCAAAUAUUAUGUGUUUCAGUUUGAUGUCCCUACUGUAGAUGGAUGUAGACUAUCAUAGUAAGUAGAAUUGCAUAGUAAAUUCUGAAUGCUUUUUCCAUAAGGAGUUGUGGAACGUGAGCAUUUUGCUAUCUUUGGUUAACUGUAAAUGCUUAACUGUAGUCUGAAAUAGUUGCAUUUUCGUCUGUCUCAAUAAAUUUUAAUUUGUCUGCGA
Messenger RNA from Cuculus canorus (common cuckoo), 5841 nucleotides. RefSeq names its product SPARC (osteonectin), cwcv and kazal like domains proteoglycan 1 (gene SPOCK1). Lineage: Eukaryota; Metazoa; Chordata; Aves; Cuculiformes; Cuculidae. The coding region runs from base 179 to 1486 and encodes 435 amino acids. Gene Ontology annotation, molecular function: protein binding; calcium ion binding. The transcript is spliced from 11 exons. The record is from RefSeq and is a predicted model, not a curated record.